This is a messenger RNA of Uloborus diversus, 1215 nucleotides long. RefSeq names its product isocitrate dehydrogenase [NADP] cytoplasmic-like. Gene Ontology annotation, molecular function: NAD binding; magnesium ion binding; isocitrate dehydrogenase (NADP+) activity. The record is from RefSeq and is a predicted model, not a curated record. Gene Ontology annotation, biological process: isocitrate metabolic process. Gene Ontology annotation, cellular component: cytosol; mitochondrion; peroxisome. The transcript is spliced from 8 exons. The annotation marks the transcript as partial. Lineage: Eukaryota; Metazoa; Arthropoda; Arachnida; Araneae; Uloboridae.
AAUUCAACUUGAAGCAGAUGUGGAAAUCUCCUAAUGGUACAAUCAGAAAUAUACUAGGAGGAACUGUUUUUAGAGAAGCAAUUAUAUGCAAGAAUAUUCCUCGUCUUGUGCCUGGCUGGACCAAGCCUAUUAUUAUUGGCCGUCAUGCAUACGGUGAUCAAUAUCGAGCUACAGAUUUUGUUGUUCCAGGACCAGGGAAACUGGAAGUUACAUAUACGCCUACUGAUGGCACACCUCCUUUAAAGUACACAGUAUUCGACUUUAAAGAUGGUGGUGGUGUAUCUCUUUCAAUGUACAAUACUGACAAAUCUAUUACAGAUUUUGCUCACAGCUCCUUCCAGUAUGCUUUGCAGGCAAAGUAUCCUCUAUAUUUGAGUACAAAGAAUACCAUUUUGAAGAAAUAUGAUGGUCGCUUCAAGGACAUAUUUCAAGAAAUAUAUGAAAAAGAAUAUCAAUCUCAAUUUGAAGCGAAAGGAAUUUGGUAUGAACACAGACUUAUAGAUGACAUGGUAGCUCAAGCAAUGAAGUCUGAAGGUGGAUUUGUUUGGGCAUGCAAAAAUUAUGAUGGAGAUGUUCAGUCCGAUUCAGUUGCGCAAGGAUAUGGUUCAUUGGGCUUGAUGACUAGUGUAUUAAUAUGCCCUGAUGGAAAAACUGUUGAAGCAGAAGCAGCGCAUGGCACUGUAACUAGGCAUUAUCGAAUGCAUCAAAAAGGACAAGAAACGUCUACUAACCCAAUAGCCUCAAUAUUUGCUUGGACUAGAGGAUUAAUGCAUCGAGCCAAGUUAGACGGCAAUUCAAAAUUGGAUGAAUUCGCCAAAGCUUUGGAACAAGUUUGUAUAGAAACCAUUGAAUCUGGUUUCAUGACAAAAGAUCUUGCCAUUUGCAUCAAAAGUUUAAAAACUGUUACAAGAAGUGACUAUUUGAACACGUUUGAAUUCAUGGAUAAACUUGCAGAAAAUCUGAACAAGAAACUGCAGGCAUGACUGAAAGAAGCAAGUAAAUUGUAGCAUGGAAUUUAUUGGCAAUUACAUUAAGGGCAUCUGCUUUGAAACAUAUAUUAUUUCCUACUUAUCAAUAUCAGUAUUUUUCAACUGAGUUGCAUCUGAAUUUAUUUUAUACAGUGAUUGUGAGAAUUUAUCUGUACUCAAAACUCCUGUUGAUCUUGGGGAAAAUCUCUUUUUUACAUAUUGAUAUUUACAAUAAAAUGAUUAUUUA